UCACUCCGCACUCGAGGUGCCAAACUGCGGCUGUGAUACAACUCCGGGUCGGUGGAAGUGUGGAAGCUUGACAGUUUCUUAAAAAGGGGGGACUCUGGUGAUUUAGACGCCCCCUUCAUCCACUUCUUUCUGGGGAUUUUUUUUUGUCCUGCCUCUUGCUUCUUGCAGUUGUGUGACUUUGGCUUUGAGAGAGAUUUACAGUAUAAGCCGUUUUCCGGACCAUGUCUUUCCCUCAGCUGGGAUACCCCCAGUUCCUCAGUGCCUCCCAUGAGAUGUACGAACGGCCGGCCUCUGCCCGGGAAGGAGGCACUGAAGGCGGCUUGAGCUCCUCCGCAACCGCCGCGGCUGUCGGCUCCAUGCUGGGGAUGUACGGAAGCCCAUGGGCGGCUCACAACUACAGUGCCUUCCUGCCGUACAGCGGAGCCUCAGACCUCGCCCUCAUAUCCCAGAUGGGCUCCCAGUAUGAGCUGAAGGACAGCCAGGGCUCCCACCCGGCCUCUCUACCUGUCCACGCCGCUCAGGGCUUCUACCCAUACGGCCAAUACCCGUACGGGGACCCGUCGAGGGCCAAGACGGCCACCAGGGAGACCACCAGCACCCUGAAGGCCUGGCUGGGGGAGCACCAGAAGAACCCCUACCCCACAAAGGGAGAGAAGAUAAUGCUCGCCAUCAUCACCCGGAUGACACUCACACAGGUAUCGACGUGGUUCGCUAACGCCCGCAGACGCCUGAAGAAGGAGAACAAGGUGACCUGGGGCCGCAGCGCAGAGGACCGGGACGGCCGCAUCUUCAGCAGCGACAACGAGGACGAUCUCGGCAAGAACGGCAGCGACGACGAAGACGAAGAGGAAGAGAUUGAUUUGGAAACUGUCGACAUCGAGAGACCCGAGGUGGAGCAGGGGAAGGGAGGAGAGGGGAAGGGAGGAGAGGGAGAGGGAGAGGGAGAGGAACAGGGGGAGGCGGGCCUGGCCGACAGAGAGCUGCAGGCCUCGGAGCCGAAGAGCUCCGAGAGCAGCAGGACGCUUUCAGUGGACGCGGACAUUUCUCUCAACAGAUCGCCUGUUGUCAAAGUUGUGGAUCGUUCUCCCAGCAGACAGGAGUGCCAGAGACCCCCGCAGAGCAAACCCAAAAUAUGGUCCCUGGCUGAGACCGCCACGGCCCCGGACAGCUCUCAUAGACCUUCCACCCAUGCGCACCACCCGGCUUUGGCCUCCCCCGGACACCCGGCCUUACUCCCGGGUCAUGGGAUUUACACAUGCCAGAUUGGCAAACUUCACAACUGGGCCAACGCAGCUUUUCUGAACGCCAACUCUAUUUUGAACAUGAGGUCGCUCCUCGGAGGUUCGCCGGCCGGACACCUGCCUCUCCACGGAGCGGUUCCCGUUGCGCGUCAUGACGCACGGCCUGCUGCGGCGACGGGGCCCGGAACAUCGGGGACGGAGGAGGACAGUGAUGUGGAGUCGUCGGGGAGCUUCAGUCCAAAAAGAGAUGAGAGUGACCACAGGCCCGAUUCUCUGAAGUCCCCCUUCCAGCUGAUCACUGACAGACCUCACCAUGGGACAGCACAGCAGCGAGUUCUGACGACGACAUUAUGAGAAGAUAAAGAAAGAAAAGAAAGGAAUAAUUUUAUUUAACGGAGAACAGUUUAAAUGAAGGCUAUUUUUUGAACAGUGCGACCUGUUAUAGUAUUACUGUUUAGCUUCUACUUGCAAAAAGAGAUGGUUGUUUUUUUUGUCACAGAUUUGCUUGUAUCUCUCUCUUCUGUCAUAUGAGUCCUCUUCGCCUCUUCUGUUGUGAAUGGAAACCUUGAAAUAUUGUAAAUACAGGAUAUGAAUUUGUCUUUAAAGAAUAUAUUUUUUGGGAACUAAAUAAAUGUCAUUAUAGUCAUUUUA
Trematomus bernacchii (emerald rockcod) is the source of this 1892-nucleotide messenger RNA. It is a transcript of the gene irx1b, whose product is annotated as iroquois homeobox 1b. Bases 222 to 1595 code for a protein of 457 amino acids. Gene Ontology annotation, cellular component: nucleus. Gene Ontology annotation, biological process: neuron differentiation; cell development; regulation of transcription by RNA polymerase II. The record is from RefSeq and is a predicted model, not a curated record. Gene Ontology annotation, molecular function: DNA-binding transcription factor activity, RNA polymerase II-specific; RNA polymerase II cis-regulatory region sequence-specific DNA binding. NCBI's taxonomy places the organism in Eukaryota, Metazoa, Chordata, Actinopteri, Perciformes, Nototheniidae. The transcript is spliced from 5 exons.